GAUUUAAAUUAUUUUUUACGUAUAAUGAUUUUUUUAAAGAAACAAAACCCUACUCGUAACGGGAACUGAUUCCAGUGAAAGACCAAAAAUCCUAUUUCUCAUAAGAGAUCUUGAUAAUCAUAUAUGCCUGAGAAAAUAAAUAAAUAAAUAAAAAGGAAAAACCUAUGGUGUCCGUUAAUCCCUUAGCAAUAAACUGCUUUCAACUUUCAUUUUAAAAGCCUCUAGUUUCCUCUCUUUCAGUCUGUCCCUUCUGAAAGAGAGCAGCAAAAAAUGUUGGCUACAUCUUCUUCUACUACUACUUCUUCGCUCACUUUUCUUCAUCCACUUACCAAUUAUAAUACCUCUCAAACUCCCUCUAUCAACCCAUCUUUUCUUUCUUUCUCUUCUUCUUCUUCAUUUGUUUCGCCUCUCACUUUUGGUCUCCAUAGCAAAACCCAUGUCAGGAUUAGCCCAAAACUCAAGGGAUUGAGGAUAAGUUGUUUAAAAAAGGAACCUUUGAAGGUGAUGAUAUCAGGUGCCCCGGCAUCAGGUAAGGGCACCCAGUGUGAGUUGAUUGUACAAAAGUUUGGAUUGGUGCAUAUAUCAACAGGGGAUAUCUUAAGAGCCGAAGUAUCAUCAGGGACAGAUAUUGGAAAUAAAGCAAAAGAAUUCAUGAAUUCUGGGCGUCUGGUUCCUGAUGCGAUCGUGACUGCUAUGGUGACAGCCAGAUUAUCACGUCAAGAUGCUAAGGAGAAAGGGUGGCUUCUUGAUGGAUACCCAAGGAGUUUUGCCCAGGCACAAAGUUUGGAAGAAUUGAAUAUUAGCCCUGAUAUCUACAUUGUAUUAGAUGUUCCUGAUGAAAUUCUAAUCGACAGAUGCGUUGGUAGAAGGCUAGACCCAGUCAGAGGGAAAAUUUACCAUCUGAAAAAUUUCCCUCCUGACUCUGAUGAAAUUAAAGCUAGACUGGUUACCCGUGCUGAUGACACAGAGGAGAAAGUGAAGGCACGACUAGAAAUAUACAAGCAAAAUGCUGCAGCAAUCUCAUCCACUUAUACAAGCAUAACAAACAAGAUUGAUGGAAACCGUCCAAAAGAGAUAGUUUUCAAAGAUAUAGACUCCUUGUUAACUCAACUGCAGAAGGAUAAAACAGCAAAAUCAGUGAAACCCCUUCAAACUGAGAGCCAUUUAGAUCAGGCAUCUUCAGACCAGGAUGACAAAUGGAGAGGAAUUCCUACUAGAUUGAAUAAUAUUCCUCACUCUAGAGAAAUCAGAAAUUAUUUCUAUGAUGAUGUGCUACAAGCCACACAGAGAGCUGUAAAUGAUGGAAGAACUCGAUUAAAGGUGGAGAUUAAUAUCCCUGAGCUGAAUCCAGAAAUGGAUGUUUACCGAAUAGGUACCUUAAUGGAGCUAGUACGAGUUAUUGCACUUUCGUUUGCUGAUGAUGGAAAACGUGUCAAGGUUUGUGUUCAAGGUUCUAUGGGAGAGGGUGCACUUGCAGGAAUGCCCUUACAACUUGCUGGUAGCCGAAAGAUCUUGGAAUUCAUGGAUUGGGGUGAUUAUGGUGCUAUGGGAACAUUUAUCAAGAUUGGUUCAAUAGGUGCCAAAGAGGUUGAGGAACAAGAUGAUAUGUUCAUUUUAGUGGCUCCUCAAAAUGCUGUUGGCAAUUGCAUUAUAGAUGAUUUGAAAGCGAUGACUGAUGCUGCCGGGAAACGGCCAGUUAUACUUAUCAAUCCUAGACUCAAGGAUCUUCCUGGUUCAAGUGGCAUUAUGCAAACAAUGGGUCGGGAUAAGAGACUGGAGUAUGCAGCUUCCUUCGAAAGUUGCUACUUUUUCAGGCUUCUUUAUUAUGCUGGAACCCAAUAUCCAAUCAUGGGUGCAAUAAGAAUGACUUAUCCAUAUGAUUAUGAGCUGUACAAGAGGGUGGAUGAACAACCUGGGAAGGAAAAGUAUGUUUCUUUAUCAACAUUUACAGAAAGGCCUACCAUUGAUGAAAUUAAUGAUGCCUUCCUUGGAAAACCAAGAAAGAAAGAUAAGAAAGUCUCUGGAAUUUGGGGCUUUCUGAGUGGUGUAUUUUGAGUACAGCUGAUGUUGUUUAACCCACGAAGCUGGGCAGUGGGAACAUGUCACAAGCAAGUUUAUAUAUUAGUAAGUAUUAUACCAAAGGAAAAAAAAAAAGAAAAAGAAAACUAAACACUUUGGACCGUCUUCCAAUUGUAUCCAUCUGAAUUCCAAUUUUUUCAUUCUAGGAAUCAGUUGGAUGUUACAUAUGCUUGAAGGCACAGCUUAAUUUACUUGUUCUGCAUUAACAAGUAUCAAUCCAGCAAUUUUAUUUUUGCAUAUAUAGCAUAAAAUUGCUUUCCCUUUUCAGUGAAGCUAAGUAAAGUAAUAUGCCUACCCCUCCUUCCUCUUCUAUAUCCUUGGAAGUAGGAAACUAGAUAAGCACGUUGGUGCACGUUGCUUGGUGAUAGCUUGCAACCUUGAGUGAAAUUAUGAUAAUUGACUGUUUGGUUAUGUUAUUUUAGAACGGUUACCUUCCCUAGGUCAAACCUGCUAUAUCAUCAUAUUCAAUCUCUAGCGUGAUGAGAUUGUUAUUAGUAAUACUCUAAUACUAUUAACAAUCUUAUCACUACUAUUGCUUUUUUUUUCCCAAAAUCUUAUCACUAUUAUUGCAUUA
Messenger RNA from Durio zibethinus, 2653 nucleotides. RefSeq names its product adenylate kinase family protein. Gene Ontology annotation, biological process: nucleobase-containing compound metabolic process. Gene Ontology annotation, molecular function: ATP binding; AMP kinase activity. Lineage: Eukaryota; Viridiplantae; Streptophyta; Magnoliopsida; Malvales; Malvaceae. The record is from RefSeq and is a predicted model, not a curated record.